This is a messenger RNA of Nannospalax galili (Upper Galilee mountains blind mole rat), 1273 nucleotides long. RefSeq names its product CWC15 spliceosome associated protein homolog (gene Cwc15). The coding region runs from base 231 to 920 and encodes 229 amino acids. Gene Ontology annotation, biological process: mRNA cis splicing, via spliceosome. Gene Ontology annotation, molecular function: RNA binding. Gene Ontology annotation, cellular component: catalytic step 2 spliceosome. The record is from RefSeq and is a predicted model, not a curated record. NCBI's taxonomy places the organism in Eukaryota, Metazoa, Chordata, Mammalia, Rodentia, Spalacidae. The transcript has 8 exons.
CACCGCGGGUUGGACGUUCGGCGUUCGUUUCCGGGUCGUGGCGCCGCUGCGCGGGGACUGCUGGGAGCCGAGAGCCGCUAUGGUCUGUGGAUGAGUGCUCCUGCCGCUGCCAGGGAGUCGGCCGGGGUUUGUUUACUAUUGUCGCCGUGACGUGCCCUCGGGGGCAGAAGACGGUGUCGGAGCCCGGAGCUGGAGCCUGAGCUGCCCGGUGUGGGCGCUGGGAAUAAAAGAUGACCACAGCAGCCAGGCCAACUUUUGAGCCUGCAAGAGGUGGACGGGGGAAAGGAGAAGGGGAUUUGAGCCAGCUCUCAAAGCAGUAUUCGAGCCGAGACCUUCCCUCCCACACAAAGAUAAAAUACAGACAAACUACUCAGGAUGCCCCUGAAGAGGUCCGGAACCGUGACUUCAGGAGAGAGCUGGAAGAGAGAGAGCGAGCUGCUGCACGGGAGAAAAAUAGGGAUCGCCCAACCCGAGAGCAUACAACUUCCUCUUCAGUGUCUAAGAAGCCCCGCUUGGACCAGAUUCCUGCUGCCAACCUUGAUGCUGAUGACCCUCUAACAGAUGAGGAAGAUGAAGACUUUGAAGAGGAGAGUGAUGACGACGACACUGCAGCUCUUCUUGCAGAGCUGGAGAAGAUUAAAAAAGAGAGAGCUGAAGAGCAGGCCAGGAAGGAGCAGGAACAAAAAGCAGAGGAAGAAAGGAUCCGAAUGGAAAAUAUUCUGAGUGGAAACCCUCUCCUUAACCUCACCGGCCCAUCCCAGCCUCAGGCCAACUUCAAGGUUAAAAGAAGGUGGGACGAUGACGUUGUUUUUAAGAACUGUGCAAAAGGUGUGGAUGAUCAGAAGAAAGACAAAAGAUUUGUGAACGACACACUGCGGUCUGAAUUCCACAAAAAGUUCAUGGAGAAAUACAUUAAGUAGUACAGUUUUAUGUGCUUAAUCAAAGACUGGAAUGUCAAGCGUCAGUUUGACUCUGUUUUUGUUCUUUUCACCGUAUAAAGGACAUUUUAACUUCCCUUUGUGAUGCCUUAUUUGGUAACACACUUGGGAAUGGGUUUGACCCAGUUUCCAUCUGUUUCCAUCAUGUCUCUUUAGUAUGGGGAAAGGGAAUCUGCUUACAAUAAAUAUUUUUAGCCUAAACAAACUGAUGUCCCCAACAUUUUGUUGUAAUUUGCAUAGCUUAAAAACGUUGCAUAAUUUCCUUUCAAAAUGAAAAUUACCUUUGUGUGUUCUGUUUUGUUAAUACAUUAAAUUUUCCUCUUUUGUCAUUUUAA